CCGCCGUCACAGCAGGAAUAUUCUCCAAAAGAAGCAGAAAGUGGUCAUCAGCGCAGAGAAUACAUCCGUCCAGACCAUGAGCAGUCCACUGGAGAAGGUGGUGGCCCAGCACAAGCAGUCCAUCGAGGCGGCCAUGGACAUGUUGGAGAGGGGCGCCGAAGUGUUGGCCAGCGCGGUGGGUGAGCUCUUCCCCCUCUGUGAGGCCGCCGCCCCCGUUCUACGUCUGGCCUUGGACCAGACGCAGAGCAAGGAGGUGUUCUACGUGAAAGAGCAGUUCCUGACGGUGAGAAACAGCCUGGACGUGCUGUCCAGCCAGCUGGAGGACAUCGACUGCGAGAUCAAGAAAGGACGGCUGGACUCGCAGUAUUUCAGCGUGGAGGAGAACAUCAGGAACCAGUUCAGGAAGUACAUGGACAUCCUGGAGGCCAAGGAGCAGUUCCGGGAGGUGAAGACCAAACUUUUCCUGGAGCAUUUUUCCAGAAGCGGAGGGGAGAAGAAUCUGUUUGUGCUCUACGAUGCUCUGAUGGGGAACAGCAGCUUUGCAGAGACCAUCUUGGAGGUGGUGGAAAGGUAUGUGUCGAGGAACCGUCGACUUCUGGAGGACUUCUGCGUCCGGCUGAAGGAGCUCCUCUGCUUGGGCCUGAUAGCUCUGCUGGGCCACUCUGCCCUGACCUGCAACCAGGAGGAAGAAGAGGACAAGAUCCGGGAGUGGAGCCACAAGAUGGGUGAAAUGGAGUCCCGCAUGAAGAGAACCAUCCAGUCCUGCAUCGCCGCCUUCCCAGAGCAGGCCAAACUGGACGCUCAGCAACUCCUGCAGGAGAAGCAAGUGGAGAGCCUCCAAGAAACCACUCAGCAGCUCCUCGACUUCCUGGUCAAGAAGUACGAUUGGGUCAGCUGGUCGGUGCGCCUCAUCAACCACUCGGGGAGCACCUACCGGAACUGGCGGGCCGGCGAGCACUUCCAUCACGUGGCGGGACACAACUGGUUUGAGGUGCUGCAGGUGAACAACAUCAACCUGGUGGUGUCCUUCAGCACCGGGCCGCAGCCGGUGCCGCGGGACUCGGUCCUGCAGCUGAUGGAGGGCCAGGCUCGGAAGGGCAACGCCCCCGCUGUGGUCGACGUCCUGGAGAAGCAGCUGAGCGGCUUCGUGGUGCACGCCGUCAGUCGCCACAAGGAGUCGGCGGCGGCGUGGAGCUUCCCUAAAGACUGCCACUACUGGGAGAGGCACAAGAACGUGGUCGUGUGCGUCCACUCCGACUAAACCCUCAUGGAAUACUGCAAACCAUCCAGAUCCAACCCUCUGUUUUCCAAAGUAAAUUGCUUAGUAAUAGGCUAGAAUUAAAGUUUAAUUAGUAUUUAUUAUUUGAUUACAAAAUACUUAUUUGACAUUCAAUGAUAAAAAUCACAAUUUUAAACAAUCUUAACUCCUCUUAAAAGACCGACCCUGUUGUUUGCAGACUUCUGCCCUCCCGUUGACACCCGACUUCUUGCCUUCGUAGACCAAAAGUUGAAUUACACGUGUUCCUAUUUCACCGGCCCAUCUAGGUCCCCCAAUAAUUUGGUGACAUUAACCCUUCCUGGUCUACCCUGAAAAAUAGGCCUUUGGGCACGGGCUGACUUGUGUUGGUAUUGUGGAGAACACAGAUUGUACAUUCCAGUCAGCUUUGUGCUCUGAUUAGACCACACUGACCCUAGUGGGCACCAGACUCUUGUAUCCUUAUUGUAUCCCGGACGAGCCCCCAAAAUAACAUGAUUAUGAAUCAAAAACAGAACACUUAAAGGCCCACUGAAAUGAGAUGUUCUUACUUAAACGGGGAUAGCAGGUCCAUUCUAUGUGUCAUACUUCAUCAUUUCGCCAUAUUGCCAUAUUUUUGCCGAAAGGAUUUAGUAGAGAACAUUGAGGAUAAAGUUCGCAACUUUUGGUCGCUACUAAAAAAUCUUUGCCUGUACCGGAAGUAGCAGACGAUGUGCGCGUGACGUCACGCGUUGUGGAGCUCCUCACAUCUGAACAUUGUUUACAAUCAUGGCCACCAGCAGCGAGAGCGAUUCGGAGCGAGAAAGCGACAAUUUCCCCAUUAAUUUGAGCGAGGAUGAAAGAUUCGUGGAUGAGGAAAGUGAGAGUUAAGGACGAGAAGAAAAAAAAAAGACGAGGGCAGUGGGAGCGAUUCAGAUGUUAUUAGACACAUUUACUAGGAUAAUUCUGGAAAACCCCCUAUCUGCUUACUGUGUUACUAGUGUUUUAGUGAGAUUAUAUAGUCAUACCUGAAAAUAGGAGGUGUGUGGUGAACGCCAGUGUCUCUGAGGGAAGCCACGGAGGAGCCAAGAAAGUUGCAGCUGCCUCUUUGACAGCUGCAGGAGGAACCACAUAAGCUCUGCACAUGUUUACGGUAAGAGCCGACUUAUUACCACAAUUUCCCACUGAAACCUGCGGGUUGACAUGUGGUAGAGAAACAUGUUUGCUUGACCGCUCUGUUCCAUAUUAAAGCUUCACAACAAACAAAGAAACACCGGCUGUGUUUGUGUUGCUAAAAGCGGUCGCAAUACACCACUUUCCACCAUCAUCUUUCUUCUUUGACGUCUCCAUUAUUAAUUGAACAAAUUGCAAAAGAUUCAACAACACAGAUGUCCAGAAUACUGUGGAAUUAUGCGAUGAAAACAGACUACUUUUAGCCGUGAUCAGUGCUGGAAAAAAAUGUCCGCUACCACCGGUGAUGUCACGCACACGCGUCAUCAAACGUGUCAUCAUACGUGUCAUCAUACCGCGACGUUUUCAACAGGAUACUUUGCGGGAAAUUUAAAAUUGCAGUUUAGUAAAGUAAAGUGGGCGUAUUAGCAUGUGUUGCAAAGUUAAUAUUUCAUCAUUGAUAUAUAAACUAUCAGACUGUGUGGUCGCUAGUAGUGACUUUCAGUAGGCCUUUAAAAAUAUCUCACUCCCAUUAUGAACCCAAAAAACUAAAUUAUUAGCAUGCAAACCCCCCCAAAAAACAGGCUUCGCUGCACAUCUUAAAGUAAAACAGGUAGUGCUUCAGAAAAUCUGUAAGGCUCCAAGACUUCUUUAGAAUUGUUGAUUUUCUUCAAUUGUGUUUGUGGGCUGUCCUACAGAGUUGUGGUAAGGCCACUCUUACAGUCAGGUAUUGCCUCACCCCAGAGGCUGAGACCCUCACUGCUUACCAAGAAAAAUGGGCGGCGCCCCCAGUUCUGAUGCAGGACAAGUUCCCAGCACCUUGAAACCACCACAAGUGCCGCCUGCCACGGCACAGUAUGUAUUCUUUCAUGUUUGCUUCAUAAAUAUAUGACUAUUGUUUUUUUUUUUUACCUUUUAUGCCCAAUGGGAAUCACACUGGUCAUUACUAACCUGCUCAUGCUGGAAAAAAACAUGUCAAUGUAGGAUUUUUGUUUAUUUUUUCACUUUUAGUCGUUACAGUCCGUUUGCACCGGAGCUAAGAGGGGCGGUGCCCCAGCAGAUUUUCUAUGCACAUUACUGCCACCUACAGGUCGGAGGUAGAAUAGUCUCAAAACUUGUUUUUGCAGUGAUGACAUGUAUAGUAAAUAUAUAAUAUGUAUACUUAAAAAAAAAGUAUUCUCAAACUGUGGUACGCAUACCACGAGUGGUACAUGCGGUCCAUCGAGUGGUACACUAAAGGACUACUUCCUUAAACAUUCAAACACAGUGUGACUGUUCAAACUGUGUGUAAUGUCACAGUGGACACAAAUAUUAAAUAUACUUGUUAAAUAAAUCUUCUGCCUUGUUUUUAGUAAAUACUUGGGCUUACUAUGCUACUGCAUUAUAAUGUUGGCCAUUAUGCUGGUAGUUGCAGAGUUAAGUGUACUUGGUGACAAAGUUUUCCUUGAAAUACACUUGUGGUUUUAAAAGUGUGACAUGUGCAACUUGAUCAAAAUAAAUUCAUACUCACUUCCCAAGGCAAAAAUGUACAUCUACGCCUGAAGAAAUAUCAAUAAUCAAAGUAAAAAACUGUUAAAAAGUAUAAAAGUACGUAUUUCCUAUGUCCAGACCUAUCUGGAGUAAUAUGUCUAAAUCAUUUCAAAUAAGCAAAGUAUUACAAAAACAAAACAUUGGUAAACCAAAAUAUAUAUGAAAUAUAUUGUAUUUUAUUUAUUUUUUUAGCUUGUUUUGUUAGCAAGUUUAUCUCAGGUCACAUUGCUGAAAAUAAGUAAUUUGUCCAACAUAUUUGAGGAAAAAAAGGUUUUUGUUGGUGAAAAAAGAUGAGUAUUUCUUCCCUGGACAGUCCACCACCACCACCACCAUCACCACCACCAUCACCACCACCACCACCACCACCACCACCAUCACCACCACCACCACCACCACCACCACCACCACCA
This is a messenger RNA of Nerophis ophidion (straightnose pipefish), 4344 nucleotides long. Its product is annotated as protein rapunzel-like. Bases 77 to 1261 code for a protein of 394 amino acids. NCBI's taxonomy places the organism in Eukaryota, Metazoa, Chordata, Actinopteri, Syngnathiformes, Syngnathidae. The record is from RefSeq and is a predicted model, not a curated record. The transcript has 3 exons.